AUGAAGGGUCCCAAGAAAGGGCUUUGGGACGAUGAUGAAAAGACGCAAAAAGGGGCGAAGCAGAUGCUCCUCAAAUUUAACGGCGCCAUUCACAAGGGUAUGCCCCACAAGUUCUACCAUGGCCGAACUCGGCGUGUCUGGAACAUCACCAAGCACGCUAUUGGCGUGGAGGUUAACAAGCAGGUUGGGAACCGCAUCAUUAAGAAGAGGAUUCAUGUUCGUGUGGAGCAUGUCCAGCCCUCUAGAUGCACUGAGGAGUUCAGAAACAGAAAGUUAAGGAACGAUAAGCUCAAGGCCGAGGCCAAGUUGAAGGGUGAGGCCAUCAGCACCAAGAGGCAGCCAGAGGGUCCCAAGCCAGGUUUCAUGGUCGAAGGAGCUCAGUUGGAAACUGUCACUCCCAUUCCUUAUGAUCCUUAUGAUGUUGUCAACGAUCUCAAGGGUGGUUAUUAG
Humulus lupulus (European hop) is the source of this 450-nucleotide messenger RNA. Its product is annotated as large ribosomal subunit protein eL21x/eL21w-like. Gene Ontology annotation, biological process: translation. Gene Ontology annotation, molecular function: structural constituent of ribosome. NCBI's taxonomy places the organism in Eukaryota, Viridiplantae, Streptophyta, Magnoliopsida, Rosales, Cannabaceae. The transcript has 2 exons. The record is from RefSeq and is a predicted model, not a curated record. Bases 1 to 450 code for a protein of 149 amino acids. Gene Ontology annotation, cellular component: ribosome; cytosolic large ribosomal subunit.